Endocarpon pusillum Z07020 is the source of this 1218-nucleotide messenger RNA. RefSeq lists its product as uncharacterized. Gene Ontology annotation, molecular function: transcription coregulator activity. Gene Ontology annotation, cellular component: cytoplasm; SBF transcription complex. The record is from RefSeq and is a predicted model, not a curated record. The transcript is spliced from 3 exons. Lineage: Eukaryota; Fungi; Ascomycota; Eurotiomycetes; Verrucariales; Verrucariaceae. Bases 1 to 1218 code for a protein of 405 amino acids.
AUGGCAACUCAAUCGUAUGCCCAGCAUCCCCAAGACUCCGGAAACCAUUCCCGAGUUCAGAAAUUCUCACCACUAGAACAUUCUCUACACCGCGAAAAGUCGACAUCGCCAACCUCAUCCCACGGGGCGCCUCAUGAUCACACAGAAGCGAGUGACUUGGAGGUCACUCCACCAACCUCAUCUUCAGGCCUCUCAAGUCAAGAAACACCCAAUUUUCUUGGCCAGAACUGCUCGUUGCCCGCCUCAGAGGGCGCGGGCGUGAAUACGCUCCCAGCAGCGACCUCCAAAUCGACAACGCAGAGUCCAAAUAGUGCCGAAAAUGUCUUCGGGUCAAUCGCAGCACCAAAGAGGACGAGCAGCGGGCAAAUCAAGAUAUCGAAUAAUGCAGGUGGUGAUGGAGCCGGGAACAACCAUGGCAGCAGCUCGAGACAUUCACCAACCCCGAGCUUGCCCUCGAAUGGAAGUAGUGUUACAGAGCUAUCACGAGAACUGCGGACUCGCCUAUCUUAUGCGAUGGUAAAGGUCAAGAAUGGCUGGGAGGCUAACAAUUUAGAGGAGAUUGAAGGCCACACCUCACAGCACGCUUCUCCCAGAACUCCCUCAGCCACAACUACAGCCGCUUGCUCUGCGCAAACUGUGAGGUCCCCCCAGCCAGCGAUUACUCCUAUUUUACGCCGCCAGGGGAGUAGCAGUGUCUCUUGCGAGAGUAUUGUAACAGCCGGCGGAAGUUCUCAGUGGGAUAAUGGAGCACAAGGAAUCGCCAGUCAGUGGCACCGCCAGCCGAUAUCGUUCCUGGUGCUCGACGAAGACCAUAUCACGCCAAUCAGCCUCCCGAUGGGUAUAGCGCAGCGCACUGCAAGCCAGAAUGCUGCAAUGGAGGCCGAUGCCGUGGAGACUCUUCUCUUCAUGGCAAGUCCCGGUAAUCCCUCACACCAUCCCUCGACCUCGCUAGGCAUCAUGUCGUCUACCCGUACAUCCCCUCCCACAUCUUCACAAACAUCUCCAUUUGGAUCAGGAUUCCCAACCCCGGAUCUCCUGGCCUCGCCCCAAAGACGUGUCGCAUUUAUGGACCCUACCAGGACAGCACAGAGAACCAUUGGUAUAACAUGCAGAUCUGAUGAAAUCGAUCGCAUGAUUGACGAGAUGGAGGAUGUCAGCGACAAUGGUGGCGCUGAGUACAUAAGCAACACUGCAUACAGCACAUCGGCUAGAAGGUGA